Molecule: messenger RNA, 919 nt
Organism: Chenopodium quinoa (quinoa)
Lineage: Eukaryota; Viridiplantae; Streptophyta; Magnoliopsida; Caryophyllales; Amaranthaceae
Exons: 3
Coding region: 1-684 (227 amino acids)
Molecular function (GO): nucleic acid binding; RNA-DNA hybrid ribonuclease activity
Source: RefSeq, a predicted model, not a curated record
AUGUCGAAGGCCCAGAGCUUAGUUUGGGAAAACGUUCCCGUUUGGCUUUGUGUUUCCCGUUGCUCAUCUUCCCCAAUUUUAUUUGUUUUCAGCUCUGUUCUCUCUCCUCUAUACUCUUUCCUCCCUGCUCAUUGGUUAAUUAUUCUCCUAAGCCCGCCGGCGCCUGCGACUUCAAGCUUACAGUGGCGAAAGGCAGUAGCAUCUCUUGCGUCUUGGGUUUUCCCACCUGAUGGCUCUGUCAAAGUUAAUACGGAUGCACAUGUUGUUGAUGGAGUAUUGGUUGGUCUGGGGGUGGUAAUUCGGGAUAGUGAAGGAUGUCUUCUUGUGUGUGCGACUAGAAGGUGUCCAGCAACUACUCCAGAGGUAGCAGAAGCUAUGGCUGUGCGUUAUGGGCUUCAGGUGGCAAGGAGACUUGGGUACUCCAAGGUAGUAGUGGAAUGUGACGCCAUCAGUGUUGUGCAAUCUGUAAGAAGAAGGAUCAGUGGCUAUUCUCCUUUAUUUCUGGUUUAUGAUGACAUUUAUAUUGAUAGUUUAUUUUUGAUCAGUUUUGUUUUUUCCAUAUUAAGAGGGCUUGUAAUACCGUUGCACACAUGGUUGCCAGGUGGGAUAUGGGUAGCAAUUCUGAACUUGUUUGUAUUGGUUCGUUUCCCCAGAGUAUUACGACUUUGGCGGAACUUUAUUUAAUUUAAUAAAUGGCUGCGCUACCUUUCUCCUUCAAAAAAAAAUAAAAAAAGUUGGGAAUUGGGGUUGUUAGAAUUUGAUUGAAGAUUGGUCCAAUUGUAUUUGCUAAUACCCAUGUUAAUGUGUAGCUUUAAUUACUGCUAAUGUAUGUUAGGCAAUCUAAUGUAUGUGUAACUAAAGCUCUAGUGCAUUAAAGUACAAUAGAACAAGUUGCUGAUUAGAGGAGCAUUUUGUGAGC